UUUCAAAACAAUCCGCUGUCAUGUGAGGUUCCAAAUCGGCAAGAAACAACUCACGAGAAGAUCUUUCCCCCUCUUGGUGAUUCUAAUUCUAGCAGACCCCAAUGAAAUAGUUCAAUUUUAGCAGGUAAUUACAGUACUCCUUCUUUUGCAGGCGAUGGCACCUUCCGCCGCUAGCGUCCGCCCCGUCGAAGUGUCGGGGCCACCACCACCGACACCAGCAACGGAACCACCUGCCUCGACCUGGGUCCGGGAGAGCAACCUGCACUGGUACCAUCGAUGGGUGAUCCGGGUGCUGCAGGCCGGCCCGAUACCGCGGCACGUCGCGUUCAUUAUGGACGGUAACCGGCGGUACGCCCGGAAAGCGAACAUUGCCAAAGCGGAGGGCCACUCGGCCGGGUUCGAGAAGCUGUCGGAAACGCUCCAGUGGUGCCUGGAGGUGGGCAUCACCGAGGUGACGGUGUACGCGUUCAGCAUCGAAAACUUCAAGCGCACGCAGGAGGAGGUGGACACACUGAUGAAUCUGGCCAGGGACAAAUUCCAGCGCCUGCUGGCCGAGCGGGACAAGCUGCACGAGCGCGGCAUCUGCAUCCGCAUCAUCGGCAACUGGGAUCUGCUCGAGCCGGACAUACGGCGCAGCAUCGCGGAAGCGGUCCUGCUGACGCGCCACAACCGCAAGGCGAUCCUGAACGUGGCGUUCGCGUACACGUCCCGGGACGAGAUCACACAUUCCAUCCGCACCGUCGCGCAGGCGGUCGGCGAUGGGCAGCUCGAGCCGGACGACGUCAGCGAGGAGCUGCUGACCCGAUGCCUCUACACCAAGUAUUCUGCCGAGCCGGAUCUGCUAGUGCGCACGUCCGGCGAAGUGCGGUUAAGCGACUUUCUGCUCUGGCAGUCGGCCACCACCGUGAUGUACUUCACCGAGACGCUGUGGCCCGAGUUCACCAUCUGGCAUCUGCUCGGCGCCGUGUUCUCCUAUCAGCGGGUGCGCUGGCGCAUGGUGGACGUGCGGAAGGCGCUAGACCACUACACCGACGAGGGUGUAGCAUCGGCGUGCGGCAAGCGUGACGAACGCGUCGGCCGCUUUCUCGAGUACGUGGAGCGGGAGGAGGAACAUCACCUGGUGCGGCUGGUGCGGGGGAUGGGUAUAAAGUAGCGCGUGCCGCGCACAACACGCCGUUCUCUCCGCGGGGGUGGCCCGCGGGUGUGUGCGGGGAAUUGUGUAAUAUUUUGUUUUUUUUUUUUCUUUUCACUAGGUGUUACGUUUACAUAAAACAAUGCUAGAACUAUGAAAAUCGCAUAAACACA
Anopheles coluzzii is the source of this 1305-nucleotide messenger RNA. RefSeq names its product dehydrodolichyl diphosphate synthase complex subunit DHDDS (gene Dhdds). Lineage: Eukaryota; Metazoa; Arthropoda; Insecta; Diptera; Culicidae. Bases 155 to 1153 code for a protein of 332 amino acids. The record is from RefSeq and is a predicted model, not a curated record. Gene Ontology annotation, biological process: polyprenol biosynthetic process. Gene Ontology annotation, molecular function: ditrans,polycis-polyprenyl diphosphate synthase [(2E,6E)-farnesyl diphosphate specific] activity. Gene Ontology annotation, cellular component: endoplasmic reticulum; dehydrodolichyl diphosphate synthase complex. The transcript has 2 exons.